Phytophthora sojae is the source of this 2160-nucleotide messenger RNA. RefSeq lists its product as hypothetical. Lineage: Eukaryota; Oomycota; Peronosporomycetes; Peronosporales; Peronosporaceae. The transcript has 2 exons. The record is from RefSeq and is a predicted model, not a curated record. The coding region runs from base 1 to 2160 and encodes 719 amino acids.
AUGGAGAGCUUGAUCGCGAGCCCCGCCGAGGGCGCUCCUCGGCGUCCGCGCGGGCGCCCGCCGUCGCGCUCCUGGGCCUUCUUCACGACGCUCGUGGAGCCGCAGAAGCAGCCGUCGGCCACGUGCCGCCACUGCCAGCAGCAGGUGAGCUACCACAAGAAAUGGGCCCAGGCGCGCACCCACCUGAUGAAGUGCGUCCAGUUCCUGCGCUUCAUCGACGCGCUGCCGCCCAGCGACGUGCCCGAGUGGUACCUGGCCGAGAUCAAUCGCCGCCAGCAGAGCCUCGCGCUGAGCCGCACGGUCCCAUUUCCAGCCAUGCAGGCCCAAAUCCCGACUCCGACGGCGAGUUUCAAGGUCAUCCAGCCCGCGAUGGUGCCCAUUACCAUGGUGCCCAAUGUUCAAAAUGGGUCUGCGAAGGCGGUGGCAACGGGGCAACAUGAUACCAAGACUUUGGAGGAAAAUGUAGCCAUGCACUUGUUCACGACGAUGAACGUGGACCAGUUGGUGGACGGAGAGAGGGUUCAAGUUCCCUAUUUGAUGCAAGCUUUCCAGACUUUCAGUGGAGACUUUGGGCUCCCGACCAAGGAGAAGUUGAUGACGGAGCUGCUGGACAGGUGCUUCGAGCGUGUGAAAGGACAGAUGGACGGCUUCUUCAAGAGUGGAGUGGUGCCUGUGAGUCUCUCGAUGGAUACGACGCCGUCUGCGACUGCUGAGAAUGGGGUUUCUAUAAACUACAUGGUCAACUUGGCGAGUUCGGGCAAUUUUCCGAUGUUUGUGGAGUCCGUGAAGUGUCCGAGUAGUGGAGACGCAGGUGCCGAUGCGGAGUGGGCAGCUCGUGACGUGGCCCGAGUGGUGAAGAAGAUGGCUAGUCCGGUGGCUGGUUGUGUGAUUCCGUGCACGUUACCGCAGAGUAGGCAGGCGCGCGAAGCUCUGGAGAGACAGUUCCCAGCGAUGUACUUCCACGGGUGCUUGCGAGACGGGCUGCUGGCACUUGUGCGCCACAUUUUUGUGCCAGCCAGUGGAGUCUCAGAUACCGACAGGAAGCGCAAUACGACGCUGCCAUUCUCGCAGGAUUUACAACAGUUCGCGUUGCAAUGCGCGGAUUUGGCGUUUUUCCUGCCGGGCCGCCAGGAAAAGUUUUCCUACCUCCGUGAAGUCAGCGCCAGCGCUGCCAAUUUGAUGCACGUGACUGUGAGGCGACGAUUGAAAGUGGAAGACGCGUUUUCCGCCAUCCUCCAAGCUGAACCGUUUCUUGACGCUGAAAUCAUAUUAAACCAGCUAUUUGCCCCAUCGACGGAAGACACCAGUUCUAACAGGUUUCACGCCCACCAUCCGGCCAGUAUCGCGCAUUUGCAGACUCAGUUCACCCGGAUUGUGCGCAGCCCGCAGUUCGUUGAGAAGCUACGAAAGUACUUGGAAGUUCUUCGUCCCGUUCACGAGCUACUAUCAUUAUUGAGUGAUGAUACCAGUUCGACGACGCUGCCACUAUCGGAAGUGUACUCGACGUUUUCCCAGCUCGCUCAGCAGUAUGCGGCAAGUACGUUGCUACAGCCAGACGAGAAAGCAGGCUUACAUGCUUUAGUCCGACAGCUACAAGAGAACGCAUUGGGCCCUGCACACCUACUGGCGUAUCUAUUGGAUCCCGUUCUCCUUGGCGAGAACUUACCUGUGGACACAAAGGCAGACGCCGAACAGAAGUUGAUGUCUUCCUGCCGUGCUGAUGGCUCUCCAUUAUCUGAUACGGACAAAGAAGCGCUAUACAUGCAGUACAUGGAGUUUAAGAAGGCAGCUUUCAACCAGAAGACCCACAAGGCUGAGACGCUGGUUUUCCGGACACUGAAGGAGCGCAAGAAAUCGUCGCUGGAGUUCUGGUUUACGGAGGGCGCGAAGUGGCCCGUACUGCAGGCGAUCGCCUGCCGGAUCUUCGUGAUGCCAGUGUGUGCAUUUAGCUCGACGCGAGUGAUCGCCGAGUCGAGUGUGGAGCCGCUGCUACUCCUUGAGAAGACGGACCCUCUCACGAGCGCCAAACUGACGUAUGUACGAGCAAAUGCCCGGCAACUCCAGUUGGCUGAGGCAAGUGGCAGUGUACUCGCUCCUGCCGUGCAGAACACUCAACUUGAAGAUAACACCAAAGACAUCACGGCCAGUAUGGUGGUAUAA